AUGAACACUGAUUUUACUCGCCUUUUGGGUCUAAGGACACCCAUUGUUUCUGCGCCUAUGGCAGGUGCCAGUGGCGGCAACCUAGCUGCGCAAGUAUCCCUAGGUGGCGGCUUUGGUUUCAUCGCAGCAGGCUAUGAUACGCCUCACAAAUUUGGCCAUGAAUUAGCACUGGCUCGGGCAGCAUUGCAAAUACCCGCCGCAACUCGGUUACCCCUUGGUGUCGGUUUCCUAUGCUGGCAGCUCGAAAAGCCAGAUUCACCUGCAUCUAAAUUGCUGUCAAUUGCCCUGGAGAAUGGCGUGCAGGCUGUAUGUUUUUCAUUUGGUACUCAGCUCGGGCGAUGGGUGCAAUAUGUCCGCGACUACGAUCAAAGAGUCGGCUCUACCCAGCGGACACUGGUAUUCGCACAAGUCUCUUCCGAACAAGAUAUCUUGGCUGCUGUGAAUGAUUGGAAAGUCGAUGUCUUGGUGGUGCAAGGUAACGAAUCUGGGGGCCAUGGCUUUUCGAAUGCUGCUCCUACGGCGUCGCUUGUCCUCAAGGCCCUUCCCUUGGCACGCGCCGCAGGCAUACCACUACUAGCCGCGGGAGGCCUGGCUACUGGCGCACACGUUGCAUCUAUGCUGGCUCUUGGAGCUUCUGGCGCUGUUCUCGGGACACGCUUUCUACUAACUCCAGAGAGCUUGUACACGGACAAGCAACGGCAGGCGCUCCUCGACGCCUCAGACUCUUCAACUGUACGUACUAUGGCUUUCGACGUCGCUAGAGGCACUCUUGGUUGGCCGGAAGGUGUGGAUGGUAGAGCACUUCGUAACUCAACAGUUGUCGAUCAUGAGAACGGCCGCAAUGAGAGAGAACUGAAGGAAUUGUUCGCGAAAGCCCAAGUGGAAGGUGAUCGCGAGCGCAUGCUUGUUUGGGCAGGCACUGGGGUAGGGGCUAUGAACUCCAUCAAACCCGCUAAAGAGGUCGUGGAAGAAUUGCACAACGAAUGUGUGGAGCAUCUGCAGAUGGGGCCUCGGUUAUGA
This is a messenger RNA of Pleurotus ostreatus (oyster mushroom), 1020 nucleotides long. RefSeq lists its product as uncharacterized. The transcript has 5 exons. Gene Ontology annotation, molecular function: nitronate monooxygenase activity. NCBI's taxonomy places the organism in Eukaryota, Fungi, Basidiomycota, Agaricomycetes, Agaricales, Pleurotaceae. The coding region runs from base 1 to 1020 and encodes 339 amino acids. The record is from RefSeq and is a predicted model, not a curated record.